Messenger RNA from Diaporthe citri, 519 nucleotides. RefSeq lists its product as uncharacterized. NCBI's taxonomy places the organism in Eukaryota, Fungi, Ascomycota, Sordariomycetes, Diaporthales, Diaporthaceae. Bases 1 to 519 code for a protein of 172 amino acids. The record is from RefSeq and is a predicted model, not a curated record. The transcript is spliced from 4 exons.
AUGCGUUUCUCGAUUGUCGCUACCACCUUGACCGGCGUUUCGGCCCUGAUGAUCCCCUCUCCACGCAUCGUGAAGGACCAAAUCGAGACCAAUGAGGCCGCUCUGGAGAAGCGGGUCGUUGUGGAGGCUCUCGUCAUGGCAGCAGCCACAGCCGCAGUCGGGCAAGUAGCCGUCAAGGCUGUAGAUGCAGCCAUCGGCCUGGUCAAAGACCUGAGCGACUGGACCGAGGCUCGCGAGUCCUUCACGCAAAAGGUUACGGCUGAGAUGUGGUCCAAGAAUCCUUCUCCGGGGACAUACGUCGCCGCCAUUUGCUACAACAUGGAUUAUACCUUUGCGAAUGCCGACCACUCCGAAGCCACCAAGGUCGAGUUGAAGUCUGGCAGCCUUCAUACCGACUACGACUGCAUGUUUAUGCAAAAGGGCAAUACCUUUUUCCCUCAAGGUGACGGCGGCUUCAUCAACUACAGCUACAAUAGCGACGGCUCUUGCACCCACACUGCUGAAUCCCUCGCUUGCUAG